This is a messenger RNA of Suncus etruscus (white-toothed pygmy shrew), 1494 nucleotides long. RefSeq names its product zinc finger protein 215 (gene ZNF215). Gene Ontology annotation, molecular function: RNA polymerase II cis-regulatory region sequence-specific DNA binding; DNA-binding transcription factor activity, RNA polymerase II-specific. Lineage: Eukaryota; Metazoa; Chordata; Mammalia; Eulipotyphla; Soricidae. The record is from RefSeq and is a predicted model, not a curated record. The transcript is spliced from 5 exons. Bases 1 to 1494 code for a protein of 497 amino acids. Gene Ontology annotation, biological process: regulation of transcription by RNA polymerase II.
AUGCAGCUUUUGAGCAGAUUAAUGACUAUUUCAAAACAUCAAAACCUGACUUAUAAACAAAAUGAGGUCCUAGGAACACAGGUGUUUUGUCAACAGAAAGGCAUUCCUGUCCUGCAGAUGUAUGACUCAGAGGACUCUCGUCAAAAAUUUAGACAUUUAAACUAUUUGGAACUUUCUGGACCACAUGAAGCCCUGAGCCAACUCUGGGAGCUCUGUCUUCAGUGGCUAAGACCAGACAUUCAUACAAAGAAGCAGAUCCUAGAACUUUUGGUGCUGGAACAAUUUUUGACAAUUCUGCCCGAAGAGGUCAGGAUUUGGGUGAAUUUACAACAUCCAAAGAACAGCAGCGAUGUGGUGACCUUCUUAGAGGAUGUGAUUGAAACACUUAAUGUCAAAGGUCUGUCCUGUAAUGAUUCUGUCAUGCUCCAGAAGAAUAUCAAGAAUAAAGAAAUGGAAACGAAUUCACAAACAGGCAUAUGUCAGGAACCAGUGACAUUCAAAGAUGUGGUUGUGGAAUUCAGCAAGGAAGAGUGGGGACAACUGGACCCUGCUGUAAAGAACCUGUACAGGGAUGUGAUGCUGGAGAACUAUAAGAACCUGAAUUUAUUGCAUAAAGAACAUCUACUUCCCAAGCCAGUUGAGGUCUCCAGAUUGGACAACAAGGAAAAAAAUUGGACAAUGGAAGAAGUUCCACCAAAAAUUGAUUUGGAUACAAAAAUGAUUUUAGAAGGUCAAGAUUCAGUUCCAAAAUUGAGAAUUUCUGGAGAAGAAUUCUCUCAAGUGAUUAUGACCAGGCAGACUGAGAGUGCAGACCCUUUGGAUGCUUGGAAAAGUCAUGAUUGGCUACAUAGGAACCAAAAACUUUGGGACAUAAAUUUGCCACAAGAAUCUUUUAUUCUUAAGACAGAAGAAACACCUGUGAAAAGGGAGUCCUUAGAUUGUGACAACUUCAAACCCAACUUUAAUAAGCACUCAGUAAAUAAGCAACAUUCAGAUGAUGAUGAAUAUGGAAAUGCUGUCAUCCUACAUACAGAUGUUCAACACCCCAAAAAUUCCCCUGUUACAUAUUCUUAUAAAUGCUAUCAGUGUGGAAAAGCUUUUAACCGGGGUUCAUCUCUUAUCCGACAUCAGAUCAUUCACACUGGAGAAAAACCCUACAAAUGUAGUGAAUGUGGGAAAUUAUUCAACCGGAGGACAAACCUUACUAAACAUCAGAAUAUUCACACAGAAGCAAAGGUCUAUGAAAGCAAUAAAUAUGAAAAUGUCUUCAGGAAGAGUGAAGACAGUUAUAAAAAUACUAAAGUUUAUCAUGGAGAUAAUUCUUAUGAAUGUGGUAUUUGUGGAAAAUCCUUCAACCGAAGUUCCUCCCUUAUUCGGCAUCAAAUAAUUCAUACAGGAGAUAAACCAUUCAAAUGUAAGGAAUGUAAGAAAACCUUUAAUAGAAAAUCAAAUCUUAUGAAACACCAGAAAAUUCAUACUCGGGAAAUUCUGUGA